Cordyceps fumosorosea ARSEF 2679 is the source of this 975-nucleotide messenger RNA. Its product is annotated as Aldolase-type TIM barrel. Bases 1 to 975 code for a protein of 324 amino acids. The transcript has 2 exons. NCBI's taxonomy places the organism in Eukaryota, Fungi, Ascomycota, Sordariomycetes, Hypocreales, Cordycipitaceae. The record is from RefSeq and is a predicted model, not a curated record. Gene Ontology annotation, molecular function: 4-hydroxy-tetrahydrodipicolinate synthase activity.
AUGGCUCCUCACUGCCCGCCCCGCGGCAUCUACGUGCCUUGCGUCGCCUUCUUCCACGAGGAUGAGACGCUGAACAUGGAGGCGAUCGGCACGCAUCUUACCCGAAUGGCCAAGGCUGGCGUCGACGGUCUGGUCAUCCAGGGCUCCAACGGCGAGGCCAUGCACAUGUCGCACGAGGAGCGCAUCGAGGUCCUGAAGCUCGCUCGCUACACCGUCGAUCAAUACGGCAAGCCGGGCGCCACCAUCAUCGCCGGCUGCGGCGCGCAGUCCACGCGCGAAACCAUCCAGCUGUGCACGGAGGCUCACGAGGCCGGCGCCGACUACGCGCUUGUCCUCAGCCCCAGCUACUGGCUCCCCGCCAUGCAGAAGCCGGUCAUCUACAAGUUCUUCGACGACGUGGCCACGGCGUCGCCCAUCCCGAUCCUGCUGUACAACUUCCCCGGCGUGACGGGCGGCAUCGACCUCGACUCGGACACCAUCAUCAACCUGGCCGCCGCCAACCGCAACGUCGUCGGGUGCAAGCUGACCUGCGGCAACAUGGGCAAGCUGCAGCGCGUGGCGCACGACCCGCGCAUCGGCCGCGACUUCGCCGCCUUUGCCGGCAAGACGGACUUUAUGCUGCACGGGCUCGUCGGCGGCUCGCACGGCGUCAUCGCCGCGACGGCCAACCUGGUGCCCAAGGUGCACACGGUGAUGCUGAGCCUGUACGACGAGGGGAAGAUCGAGGAGGCGCAGCAGCUGCAGACGCGCUUCAGCCGCGCGGACUGGGCGCUGGUGCAGCUCGGCGUCGCGGGCCUCAAGGCCGCGCUGGACAAGUACUACGGGUAUGGGGAAGGGCGCAGCCGCCGGCCGCUGGGAUCGGUGGACGUGGCCAAGUUUGACGGUGAGGCUGGCGCGCCGCUGCGCGACCUGGUCGAGUACGAGAACUCGUUGCCGGAUGUCAAGCUUCCCACUACGUUUUGCGGUACUCGUUGA